This is a messenger RNA of Procambarus clarkii (red swamp crayfish), 1560 nucleotides long. RefSeq names its product tubulin alpha-3 chain. Gene Ontology annotation, cellular component: cytoplasm; microtubule. Gene Ontology annotation, molecular function: structural constituent of cytoskeleton; GTP binding. The record is from RefSeq and is a predicted model, not a curated record. Lineage: Eukaryota; Metazoa; Arthropoda; Malacostraca; Decapoda; Cambaridae. Gene Ontology annotation, biological process: mitotic cell cycle; microtubule cytoskeleton organization.
AGGCGUGGCUGGUGACGUCAAGGUUGGUAUAAAACCCCACGACCGGGUCGCAUCUUAAACAGUUGAAGAAUCGCGAGGGCAUCGUCCACAGUUCCUUGUGAUCUCGGCACCAACUUGUUUCCUAAAUCCUUAACACUACAACACAAUGCGUGAGUGCAUCUCUGUCCAUGUUGGCCAGGCCGGUGCCCAGAUGGGCAAUGCCUGUUGGGAGCUGUACUGCCUGGAACAUGGCAUCCAGCCUGAUGGCCAGAUGCCCUCUGACAAGACCAUUGGGGGUGGUGAUGACUCCUUUAAUACAUUCUUCAGUGAAACUGGUGCAGGCAAACACGUUCCCAGGGCUGUGUUUGUUGAUCUCGAACCUACAGUAAUUGAUGAAAUCAGAACGGGAGUCUAUCGUCAGUUGUUCCACCCUGAGCAGCUAAUUACUGGCAAGGAAGAUGCUGCAAAUAAUUAUGCCCGUGGCCACUACACAAUUGGAAAGGAAAUUGUUGAUAUUGUACUUGACCGCAUCCGCAAACUAGCUGAUAACUGCACAGGUCUUCAGGGCUUCCUAAUUUUCCAUUCAUUUGGUGGUGGCACUGGUUCAGGCUUCACUUCUCUCCUGAUGGAAAGGCUUUCUGUUGACUAUGGUAAGAAGAGCAAGUUAGAAUUUGCAAUUUACCCAGCUCCCCAGGUAGCUACUGCUGUUGUUGAACCUUACAAUUCCAUCUUGACGACCCAUACUACUCUAGAACACUCAGACUGUGCCUUCAUGGUUGACAAUGAAGCCAUAUAUGAUAUCUGCCGCAGAAAUCUUGACAUUGAGCGCCCAACCUACACCAACUUGAAUAGGCUUAUUGGUCAGAUCGUCUCUUCAAUUACUGCCUCUCUUCGCUUUGAUGGUGCUCUUAAUGUAGAUCUUACAGAAUUCCAGACCAACUUGGUCCCCUACCCAAGGAUCCACUUCCCACUGGUAACUUAUGCUCCUGUAAUUUCUGCCGAGAAGGCUUACCAUGAACAGUUGUCUGUAUCUGAAAUUACAAAUGCCUGCUUUGAACCUGCUAACCAGAUGGUAAAGUGUGAUCCUCGUCAUGGAAAGUACAUGGCAUGUUGUCUGCUCUACCGUGGAGAUGUAGUGCCAAAGGAUGUCAAUGCUGCUAUUGCUACAAUUAAGACAAAAAGGACCAUUCAGUUUGUCGAUUGGUGCCCUACUGGAUUUAAGGUUGGAAUAAACUACCAGCCACCUACUGUAGUACCUGGUGGAGAUUUGGCCAAGGUUUCACGCGCAGUGUGCAUGCUGUCAAACACUACUGCAAUUGCUGAAGCAUGGGCUCGUCUGGACCAUAAGUUUGAUCUUAUGUAUGCUAAGCGUGCAUUUGUUCAUUGGUAUGUUGGAGAAGGUAUGGAAGAGGGAGAAUUUACCGAAGCCCGUGAAGAUCUUGCUGCCCUAGAGAAGGAUUACGAAGAGGUUGGUGUUGACUCUGCUGACGCAGAGGGUGAGGAAGAAGGGGAAGAGUACUAGAGUACACUAGACCUUAGGACAAUUCUUCUAAAACUGUCUUAAUAAAAGUUAAAAUUUAA